AUGCAUGAAACUUCUGAAGAGUCCACAGUUCUUAAUUCUGGUAAUAAAGCGACAAAUAAAGAAUUGGGUCCAAGUAUUUGGUACAACUUCAAAUCUUCUAAAAAGCCACUGAUUAAAUUAAAAAUCCGAAAGCGAGCAUCACGUAAAAGCCUGGGUGAUAAGUGUGUGACCUUCAGUGAGUGCCCACCUAUAGCACUAUGUAUGGGGGGUAUCUGUUCCUGCCCAUAUGACUAUUAUAGCUAUGCUCCACUUUCUCAACCAGAAAUGGCUGUUUGUCGAAAAAAGAUUAAAUUUGGCUUCUUUUGCUCUCUUUCAGAAGACUGUUUAGGAUAUGAUUCCAAUUCACUUUGUUCCGAUGGCAUAUGCAAGUGUAUAAAUGGAACGCAUUAUAUAGGAUCUCGCAACCUGCUUCCAUACCAUAAACGGUGUUAUAAAAUAUUAGAAAGAGAAGGUGAUGUAUGUGAAAUCGAUGAACAGUGUAGUCGACUAGCUGAUAAUCACCACAAGUGUCGUUGUGUAGGCAGAUGCGAUUGUGCCAGCAUCAAUCGCUAUGCAGGAUGCAGCAUUUGUCAUGAAAAUAUAAAAAGAACGUUUUUUGGCGGAGCCGCAUUUAUUGUGAUUUUACUCUCAUCCCGUGUGUUCUCGAAAAUGAGAACGCGAACUAGCUCACGACAGCAGCAGAAUAUUGCCUUGAAUGGUACAAGAGAGAGAUGCUAUCGAUUGAAUACGAGUCGCACAGUCCCGUCGGUGUCGUACACGCGUAGUAAUCUGAGAUCAAACAGACAUAUUACUACCUCUUUGCCUGAUGUGUUUUUAAUCGAGAGCCAUAGCCUGAUAGGUAUUCAUUCCUCAAACACAACAGACUUUUAUCCUCAGACCAGUCCAUCUACGACAGACCACUCUGGGGAGAGAAAUGAAGAUGCUCCUCCUUCUUAUGAAGACAUUGUUGGGGAUGAUCGCGUUGUGUGGAAUGAACCACCACCUGCUUAUCAUGAAGUUACUGCAAAAAGUCCAUAA
This is a messenger RNA of Uloborus diversus, 1017 nucleotides long. RefSeq lists its product as uncharacterized. Lineage: Eukaryota; Metazoa; Arthropoda; Arachnida; Araneae; Uloboridae. The transcript is spliced from 3 exons. The record is from RefSeq and is a predicted model, not a curated record. The coding region runs from base 1 to 1017 and encodes 338 amino acids.